AUGGACAUAACCAAAAUCGACGACCUACCCGGCGAGUUGCGCUACGUCCAGUAUGAGCAUGCCCUCGAGGCCGACUAUCUCCCUGCCAUCCGCACCCUAAUCGCAAAGGACUUGAGCGAGCCAUAUAGCAUCUAUGUCUACCGCUACUUUCUGUGCCAAUGGGCCCAUCUCUGCUUCAUGGCCCUGAACCCAGCAGACUCCUCCCUUAUCGGCGUCAUUAUCUGCAAGUUGGAAGUCCAUGCAUCGCACUCCAAUCCUACCCGCCGGGGUUACAUAGCCAUGCUGGCUGUCGCGUCCUCUUUCCGCGGACAUGGCAUUGCCACCGCUCUCGUCAAGAAGGCCCUCGAUGCCAUGACAAAACGCAAUGCUGACGAGAUUGUCCUCGAGACGGAGGAGACCAACAUCCCUGCUAUGCGCCUGUAUGAGCGCCUCGGCUUCGUCCGCUCCAAGAAGUUGCACCGUUACUACCUCAACGGAAACAGCGCCUACCGAUUGGUUCUGCCUCUCAAAGUCCCUGACAUUGACGCCGAUCCGGACUCGUUUGACGGGCACGUGGUUUAG
Messenger RNA from Ilyonectria robusta, 561 nucleotides. RefSeq names its product acyl-CoA N-acyltransferase. Gene Ontology annotation, cellular component: NatC complex. The transcript is spliced from 2 exons. Gene Ontology annotation, biological process: N-terminal peptidyl-methionine acetylation. Lineage: Eukaryota; Fungi; Ascomycota; Sordariomycetes; Hypocreales; Nectriaceae. The record is from RefSeq and is a predicted model, not a curated record. The coding region runs from base 1 to 561 and encodes 186 amino acids. Gene Ontology annotation, molecular function: protein-N-terminal amino-acid acetyltransferase activity.